AUGGCUGAAGGCGGUCUCCCUCCGGAACUGGACUUACACCUACAGAAAUGUUCAAUCUGCCUGGAGAAACUUCAACAACCCAAGUCCUUACCAUGUCUCCACUCCUUCUAUCAGGAUUGUCUCGGGACGUAUAUCACCAAGGAACUGACCGGGAAAAUGGCGUCAGCAACAUCUUUCCCUUGUCCAGUAUGUAGGAGAAUGACGUCUCCUGUUCACCAAAGAGAAACCAAGGAUAAAUGGGCAGAGCAGUUCCCGACUAAUAAUGUGAUCCAGGACCUUAUCCAGCUCAGAGAACGUUCAUCUGAACCAUUGUGCUGCAAACCCUGUCAGACAAAAGGUAACCUGAACAUUCCAGCAAAAUUCUGGUGUAAUUCGAUGAACGAUAAUUUUUGCGAGACUUGUAAGGUUGAACUACAUGAUGUCAUACAUACUGACUGCGGCAUAGUCGAUUUCACCAUGAACAAAAACAACCGAUUUCAACCUAAAAAAUCUGCCCCUCGAUGUGACCGACACGGCAAGAAAAUAGUUUGGUAUUGUGAGGACCACCAACUUCUGUGCUGCAACAUAUGUUUUUUUAAAGACCACAGGCGUUGUGAAGAGGUUUCAACAGUGAAAGAAUAUUUUCUAAAACUAAAAGCGGGAACAAAACUAAAUGAAAUGCGGGCGGUGCUCAAAAAAGGGGGAGACGUCAUGGAUACAUUAGUGAAGGACUUUGAAGAACAACUCAAAACCAUGACACAGAACCAAGAAACUGCACUGCAGAGUAUCUCAGAUCUACGUAAAAAGGUCGACAAACGAUUGAACAAGCUCCAGAAAGACAUCACCGACAAGUUGACCAUGCUGUUCAAAGAAGAGAAAGGGAAGAAGGAGGCAUCAUUACGACAGUGUGAACGCCUGAUGUAUGGGAUGCUCAAUACCCUGAGGUCGUCCAAUAAAGCCGUAGAGGAAAACGACCACAUCGACACGAUAGUUUUGUAUCAGAGAGGUAAGGCAGAAGUGGAGUCGUGUAUGACCCUGAUCACGGAGUUUAGCAAGUCAUUCACGUCCGUCAGCAUCGAGCAUCAAAUUGUCUCUGGACAUGAUAUCAUUAGUGAUAACGGUAUGGGAAAGAUCGUCGUCGCCAAAGAAUCACGAUGCAUCCCUUGUCAACGGUGUGAUAUUACGCCCCCCUUGUCAGAACGUCGUGUGAAAGAAAUUGGAAGGUUCAAUAUCAAGUCCCCGUCAGAUUAA
Mizuhopecten yessoensis (Yesso scallop) is the source of this 1230-nucleotide messenger RNA. RefSeq names its product transcription intermediary factor 1-beta-like. Lineage: Eukaryota; Metazoa; Mollusca; Bivalvia; Pectinida; Pectinidae. The coding region runs from base 1 to 1230 and encodes 409 amino acids. Gene Ontology annotation, molecular function: zinc ion binding. The record is from RefSeq and is a predicted model, not a curated record. The transcript has a single exon.